This is a messenger RNA of Daucus carota subsp. sativus, 1791 nucleotides long. RefSeq names its product probable serine/threonine-protein kinase PBL9. NCBI's taxonomy places the organism in Eukaryota, Viridiplantae, Streptophyta, Magnoliopsida, Apiales, Apiaceae. The record is from RefSeq and is a predicted model, not a curated record. Gene Ontology annotation, molecular function: protein kinase activity; ATP binding. The transcript has 7 exons. Bases 354 to 1571 code for a protein of 405 amino acids. Gene Ontology annotation, biological process: protein phosphorylation.
GUUGCAGAUAAAGUUUGUGAUACUCAUAAAUGCUAGUGGCCUUGGGGGUGCAGUUGCAGCAGCCUCAUCAACCAUAUUUUGUUUGUCAGUAAAACCCAUUCUCCAUUUUCCUUAGCUCCCAAAAUCAAUCUCUAGCUCUAAAUUAUUAGCCCAAAAGUCCCAUGAAACCACUCAACACCUUUGAAACCACUUGGUUUUAGAUUCUGUGUAUAUGCAUGCUGCUGGAUUCUGUUUUUUUAUGUAGCUACUACGUCAACUUGUGUUGGUUAAAAGAGGAGAUAGUUCUUGACUUGUUGUUGGGAUUAUAAGCAAGAAAUACUAGAGUCUUUCAUUCCAUUGGCACUCAGUUUCAAAUGGGUAUUUGCUUGAGUUCAAGAAUCAAAGCUGAGAGCCCAUAUCACACAGGGGUAAAUUCAAGAAGUGCUAGCUCAGAUGGAAAUGGACUCAGCAAUUCAAUCAGCAAGCUCGCAUCUUUAGCAACUCCAGCGACACCUAGGAGCGAGGAUGAAAUUUUACAAUCUUCUAAUUUGAAGAGCUUCAGCUUGGCAGAUCUGAAAACUGCCACCAGGAACUUCCGGCCUGAUAGUGUGCUCGGAGAAGGGGGCUUUGGCGCAGUUUUUAAGGGUUGGAUUGAUGAGCAGUCUUUUUUGGCUGCCAAACCUGGGACCGGCUUGGUUAUUGCAGUAAAGAGGCUUAAUCAAGAAAGCUUUCAAGGGCACAAGGAGUGGCUGGCAGAAGUGAAUUAUUUGGGGCAGCUCUAUCAUCCUCACCUUGUAAAACUGAUUGGAUAUUGCUUGGAGGAUGAGCACCGUCUUUUGGUCUAUGAAUUCAUGCCCCGAGGCAGCUUAGAAAAUCAUUUGUUCAGGAGAGGAUCUUAUUUUCAACCUCUAUCUUGGAACCUCCGUAUGAAGGUUGCUUUAGGAGCUGCAAAAGGGCUUGCUUUUCUUCACAGUGCACAAACAAAAGUGAUUUAUCGGGACUUCAAAACUGCUAACAUAUUACUCGACUCAGACUACAAUGCAAAACUUUCCGACUUUGGACUGGCCAAGGAUGGGCCAACAGGUGAUAAAAGCCAUGUCUCUACCAGGGUCAUGGGCACUUACGGAUAUGCAGCCCCCGAAUAUCUGGUCACUGGUCAUUUGACUGCUAGAAGCGAUGUGUACAGUUUUGGUGUGGUUCUUCUCGAGGUGAUAUCUGGCCGGAAAGCUAUUGACAAGAAUAGGCCAUCAGGAGACCACAAUCUGGUGGAAUGGGCCAAGCCUUACCUUGGCAACAAACGUAAAAUCUUCCGCAUUGUCGACAGUCGUCUUCAGGGACAAUACUCUUUGGAUGUAGCUCACAAGGCUGCUAACCUCGCACUGCGAUGCAUAUCGACAGAACCAAAGUUUAGGCCACGCAUGGAUGAAGUGGUUAAAGAAUUAGAGCAUCUUCAGGAUUCUAAGGAAGCAGGAAACACUCAAAGAAAUCCGAACACUCAGCCAAGGCAUCGCAGACGAAGUGCUGGUGAUGCUACAGAUGCAAAAACUGUUGCAUAUCCACGGCCAUCAGCUUCACCCCUUUAUACCAAGUAAAUUACACUACUUAGUUAACAUUUUGUUCUCCAGAUUGAAAAUAUUGUAGUUGACUUUGCAAUUUUUUCCACAUAUCGGAAGUUUACCUGUAAAUGUUUCACUUAUAGUUUCAUUGACAGUUCCGCCUUUGCUUUUUGGCGUGCUACAGUGGCCAACCGGUCGGUUCGAGCCGGGCCGAGCCGGGGUUGGUCACGAAUCGAAUGUAUAAUUAAAAUAGUCA